AUGUCGCAAGCAAGAUCGUGCGUGGUCCCUCACAUUGUUUUCCACUUACUGAAGCUAGUUGACAAUAGCGCAGAUGUCAUUGUCUUCGCCGCAGGCAAGGACGGUGAAGAGAUGUCCCAUUACAGCAAAAUGAGCCAAAUCGGAAGCACCAGUGCCGCCAAGAACAGCAUUUUUGUUGGUGCUACAGAGUCCCGUCGACCUUCCAUUAAGCUGAAAUAUAACCCAGAGGGGCUUAUUGGACACCCAGACAAAAUUGCAUACAACAGCUCACGAGGACUUACAUUCCACAAGAUUAUUAAGCCAGAUGUUGUGGCUCCGGGCGUUGCCAUCCUCAGCACAUGCUCGCGCCACGAAGCCGUAGCAACUAGGCGUCAAGACUUUGGCCAGACUCACGACAACAACUGGAUGUUCUGUUCUGGCACGAGCAUGGCCGCUCCCCUAGUGUCGGACUUCUGUGCGGUACUGCGCGAGGCACUGCAGUCAAAGAAGAUGGCUGAUCCUAGCGCUGCUCUCAUCAAGGCAUUGUUGGUCAACGGGGCCGACGAUCUCAGGCUACCUAAGCCUGACCGGGGAUUUUGCCUAGUCAACCUGAAGGAAUCCCUUCGCUGUGUGGUGGAGCCUGGCCCGGGGGAGCAGGUUGGCUUCGAGGAUGUGGGUGGUGAGAACGCUUUAAAGGAGGAUGAGACGUGGCCGCUGGAACCAAGGAAGAUCGAUUUUACGGGAGACCGGACCGGGACUCAGAGGGUCACUUUAGCAUACUCGGAUCCCCCAGGAGAGAAUCUGCAAAAUAAUCUGACACUCAAGGUCAAUAUCGAACAGCAGUCUGGGGCCUCAGAGGAACAAAGGGGCGAUGAGGGUUUCGUGGCGGAGAACAACGUCGAGCAGGUGAAAUGGGAUACAACAUCAAAGGAUAGGGCGGCUAUUAUCACCGUUAGAGCCGACAGAAUUGCUCAGCUUGAAGGCUCGCAGCCUUUUGCUGUGGUGUGGGGUAUUUACUAA
This is a messenger RNA of Metarhizium brunneum ARSEF 3297, 999 nucleotides long. RefSeq lists its product as uncharacterized. Gene Ontology annotation, biological process: proteolysis. The record is from RefSeq and is a predicted model, not a curated record. Gene Ontology annotation, molecular function: serine-type endopeptidase activity. Lineage: Eukaryota; Fungi; Ascomycota; Sordariomycetes; Hypocreales; Clavicipitaceae.